Messenger RNA from Gadus chalcogrammus (walleye pollock), 1815 nucleotides. Its product is annotated as cytosolic 5'-nucleotidase 1A-like. The transcript is spliced from 6 exons. The coding region runs from base 89 to 1186 and encodes 365 amino acids. Lineage: Eukaryota; Metazoa; Chordata; Actinopteri; Gadiformes; Gadidae. The record is from RefSeq and is a predicted model, not a curated record. Gene Ontology annotation, cellular component: cytoplasm; cytosol. Gene Ontology annotation, molecular function: nucleotide binding; magnesium ion binding; 5'-nucleotidase activity. Gene Ontology annotation, biological process: adenosine metabolic process; nucleotide metabolic process.
AGGCCUAAGAAAACACGCCCACAAAGACAUUUCCGUUAAGUUUCUUCAAACUUUUGCAACUGUUGUUGUUACAGAGGUAAUAACAAGAAUGUGCCAAAUACGGCUAAAUCCUAAAGAUCUAACGAAAUGCGGACUGGGGAUGGAGGAAGAGGAUGAAACGGACUGGAAGGCCGCUAAAGCCUGCUUUGACAACCUAAAAUCAAAAACACCGAGACCUCCCAAACCCAAACAUGCUGUGACUAUAGCCGUCUCCUCCCGCACAUUAUUCGACAUGGUUUCUGAGAGAAAGCUAUAUGAGGAAGAGGGGAUCGAAAAGUACGUGGCCCAUCAGAUAGAGCACGAGAGCGAUCCCCUCGCACCGGGCGCUGCCUUCCCCUUCAUCAAGGCGGUUAUGAACGUGAACUCACGGUUGAGGAAGCUUUACCCCGACAGCGAAGAGCUCUUCGACGUUGUGCUGAUGACCAACAACCACGCUCAAGUUGGAGUCCGCCUCAUAAACAGCAUUAAUCACCAUGGAUUGCACAUCGAGAGGUUCUGCAUGACUGGAGGCCAGAGUCCCAUUGGUUACCUGAAGGCCUACAUGACAAAUAUCUACCUCUCCAAGGACGCUGAGAAAGUCACGGAAGCCAUUCAAGAGGGCAUCGCCGCCGCCACGAUGUUCACCCAGGCGUCCCAGAACGAGCUCAGCGACACCCAGCUGAGGGUGGCCUUCGACGGCGACGCGGUCCUGUUCUCGGACGAGUCGGAGGUCAUCGUGAAACAGGGCGGUUUGGACGUCUUCUUCGAGCAUGAGAAGAAGUAUGAGAACAAGCCUCUCGCACAGGGGCCACUGAAGUGUUUCCUGGAGGCCCUUGGCAAGCUGCAGAGAAAGUUCUACGCCAAGAACGAGCGUCUGAACUGUCCCAUCCGCACAUACCUGGUGACGGCCCGCAGUGCCGCCAGCUCUGGGGCCCGCGUGCUGAAGACCCUGAGGUCCUGGGGGCUGGAGAUCGACGAGGCUCUCUUCCUGGCCGGGGCCCCCAAAGGGCCCCAGCUGCAGAAGAUCAAGCCACAUAUCUACUUCGACGACCAGAUGUUCCACAUCGAGGGGGCCAAGGAGAUGGGCACCAUCUCGGCCCACGUGCCCUACGGGAUCGGACAGAAGUACAACAAGGGCAAGCUCAUUGAGUUGCCCGCUAAAGAGUAGGGGUGUGAGGGCAAGGGGGCGGGCUCACUGCACGUUCUUAGCACUGCCACGGCUUUCUUUCUUACAUUUUGUCUUUUCAAUUAAAUGUACGACAUUCAUUAUUUUACAUUUAACAGUCUGAUACUGUUCCAGUCCGGGACAGUAUACACGCACACGCCUCGCAGACAACACAAAUGUAACACAAUUCUUUAACGCACAGAACUAACUAAAUCGAGCUGUAUGUUAUUUUCUUUAUUGCUUGUUUACAUACAUUUUGUUGCAGGGUUUAUAUAUAUAUAUAUGUAGGUUUUAUAGGUUUUAUAUAUAUAUAUGUGUGUGUGUGUGUGUGUGUGUGUGUGUGUGUGUGUGUGUGUGUGUGUGUGUGUGUGUGUGUGUGUGUGUGUGUGUGUGUGUGUGUGUGUUUGUGCUCUAUUUUUCAAAGGGAACUUUUAUCACGGGUAGAACAUUUAUUUACGUUAAGGAGCAAUGCUGCAUUUGGCAUGUUACUGUUAUGAUGCAAAAAUAAUGCACACAUAUUUUCUAUACAUCAUAUUAACAUUUACUGUACUCGUAGAGUGUUCUGUAUUCCUAUUUUAACUGUUUUGUUCUCAAUACAAGUAUGUUUUAAUAGUCAGUCAUUGCGAAUAGUA